Botrytis byssoidea is the source of this 693-nucleotide messenger RNA. RefSeq lists its product as uncharacterized. The record is from RefSeq and is a predicted model, not a curated record. Lineage: Eukaryota; Fungi; Ascomycota; Leotiomycetes; Helotiales; Sclerotiniaceae. The transcript is spliced from 2 exons. Gene Ontology annotation, molecular function: protein binding. Bases 1 to 693 code for a protein of 230 amino acids.
AUGUCACAUCUGACUGCUACUCUUCUUGGCAACGAAUUGGUCCAAAUUAUCGUUGGUCCUGAGCUCAAAGAAUUCUUCGUUCAUAGGGCUCUCAUCAGAUCAACCUGCGACUUCUUUGACAAAGCCUUUAACGGAAGAUUCAAGGAAGGUAUCGAGAACAAGAUGCAUCUUCCCGAGGACGAUCCAGAGAUUUUCGAAAUUUUUAUCAACUGGAUGUAUUCUGGGCAUCUUAAAGGAGGAUUAAGAGAGCCCAUGCUAAUUAUUGAGAUCUGGAUCUUCGCACAGAAGUGCCAAGCUAUAACCCUGAAGAACUGCGCCAUGAAUGCUCUACAAGAUGCGCUCGGCGAUGAAAGAAUCGGCCGAUUUCCAUUGUCUAAUUUUGAAGUUACACAUAUAUACGAGCAUACAACAUGGGGUGAUGAGUUGCGAGUAUUUGCGAUCGCGAUGUUAGCGUGGGAGAUUCCGUUUGGAGAUCCAGAAGAUGUUGCUAAUUUGGAAAGCAUAUUCAACGAUAUGAAUGGCUUGUUGGAAGAAGUUUUAGAGUUUACGCGCGAUCUUGGAGAGAUGCCUGUUGCUGAUCCGAGAGUUCGAGGCGGUCGCUAUGAUAAAUGUGCGUUUCAUGAGCAUAACGAUAACGACGAAUUGAUUUGCGUCGCGGCAUUGAAUUCUCAUCAAUAUAGAAAUAUACACUAG